AUGGAAGACUUCCCUGCCAUCCAUCGCGACCAGCAACGCUUUGGCUUUCGCAUCCAAGACAUUACCGCAAAAUUAGACAACCCUAAUCAUGUUCAUAAUCAGAGCCGUUCAUCAGUACAGCGGGUUCAGUUUCAUGUUAAGCUUGUGCAUCAAUCCCAUUACAAAUACAUUAAUCAUUCCUUAAACACUGAAACCACCGUCAUAGAAUUUAUGAAAACAAAGACAGUAAACCGCCGAUUCGACAUGGACAUGUUAAAGAAUUACUGCGAGGUGCACUUGAUUCUUUGUAGCAUGCUGGAGGUAGUUGGAAUCAAUAGAAGGGAUGCGUUUAGUAGACAUAUUGUGGAGAAGAUUAUAGAACAGGGUCUCAUAAUUAGCAAUAGGGUUAGCAACAUGGGUCGUAAGGUUUUGGGGUUGUGCGUUCACAUGAAAAAAGUGCACCUCAAGCAUCGUUAUGAGCCGUGCAUGCAACUAAUAGAAAGAAUAUUAAUGAGCAAUGGUAUUAACGAGGGUAUGAUCCCGGCGAGCGACUCAGCGAUUGAGAAGGUUCUGAAGAGGGUUAGAGUGUGUGAUGGGGACAAGGAGGAGGAGGAGGAUGAUAAGGAAGAGGGGCGUCGAGAGAGAAAAAGAAGGCAAAUUUGUGAAAGUGAUAGUUGCACUGUUUGCAUGGAAGAGUUUAAUGAAGGAUCAGAAAUCGCUUGCAUGCCUUGCUCACAUUUGUUUCAUGAAAAAUGCAUAGUGACGUGGCUCAAACAAAGUCACUAUUGUCCUGUUUGCCAAUUUGAAGUGCCUACUGAUGGAUGA
This is a messenger RNA of Prunus armeniaca (apricot), 804 nucleotides long. The record is from the annotation of a GenBank genome assembly. NCBI's taxonomy places the organism in Eukaryota, Viridiplantae, Streptophyta, Magnoliopsida, Rosales, Rosaceae.